AUGAGCACCACAGCUCUGCCACAAAAGGCAGCCAUGAGACGCACCGUCACUGUAGACUCGGUGCCCUCAACAGUCUCCAACUCCGAAGCUGGCACGCCAGACGACUCGCCUACCGCCUCCGCCUCCUCAACAUCCCUGUCCUCGUUGGGAUCAGUGGAAGACUUCCAGCAAGAGCCAAAGCAGAAGCUGAUCGAUACCUACGGCAAUGAGUUCAAGCUUCCAGACUACACGAUCAAGGAUAUCAGAGAUGCCAUCCCAAAGCAUUGCUUUGAAAGAUCAGCCAUCACUGGCCUGAGCUACGUCUUCCGAGACAUUGCCCUCUUGGCCGGCACAUUCUACCUGUUCAACAGGUUCUGCACACCGGAAUACGUCCCAUCGUAUCCUCUUCGAACAGCCCUCUGGGCAUUCUACACCUUUGCCCAGGGCUGCUUCGGCACUGGUCUUUGGGUCCUUGCCCACGAGUGCGGCCACCAGUCGUUCUCGGAGAGCAAGACUAUCAACGACACUGUCGGCUGGAUCUGCCACUCUGCUCUGCUUGUCCCAUACUUCAGCUGGAAGAUCAGCCAUGGAAAGCACCACAAGGCCACCGGUAACAUGGAGCGCGACAUGGUCUUCCUGCCACGCACCCGCGAGGAGCACGCCAGCCGCAUGGGAACACUCAUGCACGAGAUGCACGAGCUGAUGGAGGAGACCCCAAUCUACACCGCCGGAAACCUGAUCGCUCAGCAGCUGUUCGGAUGGCCAAUGUACCUGUUCCGUAACGUGACCGGCCACAACAACCACGAGAAGCAGCCUGAAGGCAAGGGCGUCGGCAAGAAGAACGGCGACGGCAGCGUCAACCACUUCAUCCCAAGCAGCCCGCUGUACGAGAAGAAGGACGAGCACCUCAUCCUGCUCUCCGAUCUUGGCCUUGCCAUCACUGUCACCGCCCUGACUCUUGUCGGCCGCACCUACGGCUUCACGAACCUCCUCGUCUGGUACCUCCUCCCAUACCUCUGGGUCAACCACUGGCUCGUCGCCAUCACCUUCCUCCAGCACACCGACCCAUCGCUCCCUCACUACACCGGCGACGCAUGGAACUUCACCCGAGGCGCCGCCGCCACCAUCGACCGCGAAUUCGGCUUCAUCGGCCGCACCCUCAUGCACGGCAUCGUCGAGACCCACGUCCUCCACCACUACAUCUCCACCAUCCCAUUCUACCACGCCGACGAAGCCACCGACGCAAUCAAGCCGAUCAUGGGCCAGCACUACCGCUCAGAUACCCGCGAAGGUGCGAUCGGAUUCGUCAAGUCAAUGUACAAGAGCGCGCGAUGGUGCCAGUGGGUCGAGCCAAACGAGGGUGCAAAGGGUGAGAACUCGAAGGUGCUGUUCUUCCGCAACAGGAACGGCCUCGGUGUUCCACCGGCCAAGAUUGCGAAGAAGGGUAUGGUUGUUGGCGACGACAGCGAAUGA
Molecule: messenger RNA, 1452 nt
Organism: Fulvia fulva
Lineage: Eukaryota; Fungi; Ascomycota; Dothideomycetes; Mycosphaerellales; Mycosphaerellaceae
Product: Oleate hydroxylase FAH12
Exons: 1
Coding region: 1-1452 (483 amino acids)
Biological process (GO): lipid metabolic process
Molecular function (GO): oxidoreductase activity, acting on paired donors, with oxidation of a pair of donors resulting in the reduction of molecular oxygen to two molecules of water
Source: RefSeq, a predicted model, not a curated record